CAUGUGGAGCAGAUCUCAAACAGGACCUUUGCUUUGGGCAGUUUGAGUCACCUUCUAGUUUUUCUGGACAGACAGCUGUGAUGUGUUGAAGGGAAGCAGACGUUACAGGACUUCAGCUGGACCUCCAGCUGGACCUCCAGCUGGACCUCCAGCUGGACCUCACUACAUGAGUUGUGAUGCAGUGACAGGAGGAACUACUUUCUGUCUCCCUGCAGAUCUUAAAAACAUGGAAUCCGAGAUGAGCCGCAACAUGAGCAAAAUGUGGAGCGACAAGAUGCCCCAGGGACUGGACUUGGAGAUUUCACAUCAUCCUCUCACCAUGAGGCAGGUCGCCAACCUCGUCAUCGCCAUGGAGAGGCUGAAGGCCAGCACGUCGGAGACGGUGCUGAGCACCGACUUCAGAGACGAAAACCUGCUCAGCAUCAUGCUGGACAGCAUCGUGGAAGAGCGAAUUGUGUUCGAGAGAAGCACAGUUCCACUCGAUCAGUUCAGCAGAACCGGCGUGCACCAGUGCAGCGUGACCGACUCCCAGAAGAGGAGCUUAGUUCUGGUCCAGAACAGCAUGGAGCUCCACGCAGUGAUGCUGCAGGGAGGCAGCGACAACCGCAAAGUUCACCUGAACAUGUCCACCUACGUGCACCCGACCCCCAGCACCGAGGCCCGGCCCGUGGCUCUGGGCAUCAAGGACUCGAACCUCUACCUGUCUUGCCACAAGGACGGUGAUGAGCCCCCAACCCUGCACCUGGAGGAGGUGACAGACAAAGACAGCCUGUUGAGAAUCAGCUCAGAGAGCGAGAUGGUGCGAUUUCUCUUCUACAAACGGGACAGUGGGCUGAACAUCAGCACCCUCAUGUCUGCCCGCUUCCCUGACUGGUACAUCAGCACAGCGCAGCAGGACAACAAGCCGGUGGAGAUGUGCCAGGAGAUCGCCCCGCGCUACAGAGCCUUCAACAUCCAGCGUCAGAGUUAAACCUGCUACAGACAGAGAGUGGAUCUGCAUCUGGGGGUCAAGUUUGACCGUCUGAAGAAAACGUUUUUGCACUGAAGAGUGUAAAAUAUACUGCACUUGAGCUAUUUGAAAGAAUCAAGAUGAAGAAGAAGCAGGAGUUUGUGUUUACUGUAUGUACCGGGUACAGAAAGUAGAACCUUCAUGUAUUGACAGAGUCAAGUUUCGUCACAAGGUGGCACCAUCGUGCCUCGUGAGCUUCCUGUGUAUUUAUUGUGCUGAAUGACGGGGCACGUUGCUACUGCUCUUAUGUAUUUAUUUAUUUAUAUAUUUAUGCACAGUUUUAAUCUGCUUACUAACAAUUAUUUAAAUGAAGUGCAGUGAAUCUUAAAUAAAGCCUUUUUAAUAAUAAAGCCAUUUAAUUUGU
This is a messenger RNA of Stegastes partitus (bicolor damselfish), 1373 nucleotides long. Its product is annotated as interleukin-1 beta-like. Lineage: Eukaryota; Metazoa; Chordata; Actinopteri; Pomacentridae. Bases 167 to 970 code for a protein of 267 amino acids. Gene Ontology annotation, molecular function: cytokine activity. The record is from RefSeq and is a predicted model, not a curated record. The transcript has 4 exons. Gene Ontology annotation, biological process: inflammatory response; regulation of non-canonical NF-kappaB signal transduction; cellular response to lipopolysaccharide.